AAAUCCCUCGUGCGUUCCUUCCGCUCCCUUGCCAGCCAAACAACUACUGAAACUCCCAGUCAUCUCAUCAAACCAUAUCACAUACGAACAGUUACCACAACACUCUCAUCAACUUCAUUCAGCCCAGCACAGAAUAAUGCCUCGUCGUUCAAGUAGCAGCAGCGGUGGCAGCCGCACCUCAACUCGGUCUGCCUCCACAUCCACUCAUCAACCUGUUCAAGCUCGCCCCCCAGCACCGCCUGCCGCCCAACAGUCAUCUGUUCCUGCCAUGCAACAACCAACCUCAUCCGGUCCCGGGUUAUUUGGUCAAAUGGCAUCCACCGCUGCCGGUGUCGCUGUAGGUCACACCAUGGGUCAAGGUCUUUCCAGCAUGUUGUUCGGCGGGGGCUCCAAGGAAGAGGCGCCGGUCACCGCCGCCCAGACCAAACCAUUCGAUGAACCUCAAAUGGGAGGCCAGUGCGAAACAGCUGCCAAGGAUUUCACUCGAUGUCUUGAAAGCACUAAGAACGACAUGAACAGCUGCAGUUAUUACCUCGAGCAGCUCAAGGCCUGUCAAAACAUGUUCCAACAAACUCGUUAAAACCCGACGAAACCUCUCUAGCCCUCUCAUUGCGCAUAGCUUGAUUAAAUCCCCAAACCCAGAUAUCGUCGUGGCAUUCUAUUGGUAGAUAGAAAAUUUCAUUGUUUAGCGGCACUGCACAAUGAUUCUGUCAAGCCAUGUGUCAUUUACUUUUUACAUCGUGGAAAACGAUACAUGAAUCAAUUCAAAAUCUGUCCACUAUGUCGCUUGUCCCUUUUCUCUUCAAUCUUGUUGGUUGGAGUAUUGUCUCCACAGGCAAUUUUAGCCAAAGGAUUAAAUGAGUCAAAUUUAACAUGUCUUGAUCACAGCC
Messenger RNA from Puccinia graminis f. sp. tritici CRL 75-36-700-3, 890 nucleotides. RefSeq lists its product as uncharacterized. Gene Ontology annotation, biological process: mitochondrion organization. The coding region runs from base 137 to 580 and encodes 147 amino acids. Lineage: Eukaryota; Fungi; Basidiomycota; Pucciniomycetes; Pucciniales; Pucciniaceae. The transcript is spliced from 4 exons. The record is from RefSeq and is a predicted model, not a curated record. Gene Ontology annotation, cellular component: nucleus; mitochondrion.